Molecule: messenger RNA, 3610 nt
Organism: Schistosoma rodhaini
Lineage: Eukaryota; Metazoa; Platyhelminthes; Trematoda; Strigeidida; Schistosomatidae
Source: the annotation of a GenBank genome assembly
CGCGAGUCCGUACAAGGUCACAAAGCAACGGAAGUGUCUUUUUUGGCACACUUAAACAGACAGGUACGAUAAAACAAUCACUGGUACGAUUGCUUCUAACAAUAAUUGUCUCCGUUAUACCAAUAUUGUUCUCUUCAUAAAAGUAGGUCACUACAUACUCAAAAGCACAGGUGAUAAACUAUUUUCGAAAAGACGACUCUCUUGGCGACUACUUUAACUCAGCUAAAUGCAAUCAAAGCGAAAACAGUAGUCUUGAUGCGUAAUAAACGACCAAAACAAUAAAAUUAACUCAACGAGGAAAAAUACUGCUGUCCUUUUCACAUGGCGCGCUGUCAACUUUUUGUUUCGAUUAUCAGAGUUGUCUCAACCUCAUGCUCGUGUAGCUUCUGGUUGUUGUCAGCCACUUUCGUCCUUAGAUGUGAGUGCAUCCUAUGUGUUUACUGAGUCUUCUAGUCACUUUUUCUCCUGUUCUUUUCUAUAUAAUCUUACUGCUCUUAGCACCCCUAACAUACAAAGUACCUUUGGGGUACUAAUUAGGAAGCAGUGCUUAGUUAUAAACUAAUGUACUACUAUAAAAUGUGUAAAGUAACGGUAGACUAACGGCCUUUUUAUUCCCCAUAACAUAGGCAAGUUGCUACGUAUACAUGUUAGUAGUCAGGUCAGUAUUGUGAAUCCUAUAAGGUUUCCGUUACCAACUUAUAUCAACUACAGUGCAGCAAUGCUUUACCACUUCUUUGUUCAAAAACCUAAUAAACUCAUUGCUGGUAUUGAGUUAUGAGUAGGAGUGGCAAAAUACUGUCUAGCUACAAAACACUCCACUAUGCAUAUUAAGAGCCAGGCACUACCAGUUUUCAUAACAACAUAAAAGUAGACCUUCACUGCAUUUCUAGUGGCUCACUCUUAAUAUUGGUUGGUUUAUUCAGAGCUAUCAGCGUGGUAUACAUUCACCUUUAGGAUUUUCCUUUUUUGUCACUCUACUUCGGGAACAAGACUUGGAUCUAGGUUCCUAGCCAACACAGUGUACAUGUGUGUGAUGUUUGUUGUUAACUUCUCAAACUGUAAAGCUGGGUGGCGUGAAUAUGAAUCUUACGGAGGGCAUCAACUCCUUCAAAUUGCACAUGUGACCUACGAUUGUGGUGUUUCAUUGCUAAAGUGAACCUGUUGUACCCUUGCAGACUAGAAAUGGAUUCUUAUAUCAGCGAAUGAGGUUAGUAAUGUAAAGCACUAUGGACUGAUCCAAUUUAGUUGUUCAUUAUAGGCUUCAGGAUCAAAUUCUGGUUACUUGCGUAGUGUACGAAUGUUUAGAUAUACUUUUGUCCAAUCAGACCACUGGUCACUAACAAGUGUACGGAGAGAUGUCAUAUACAUUGCAACUCUGAGGAACUGAUAUCGAGUAAUGUGAAUGAGUUUCUUUAUCAAAAAUACUCUGAUUUCAAGACAGGCACAUGUUUUUCACUAGAGAAGUAUGAGUUUUCGUUCUUGGUUUUCAAUACUGAUAAAAGCUUACCUUUCUUCUAGAUAAUGACUUCAAACCUUGGGUUCUUUAAUUUAAUGGACAACUUUCUGCCAUCAGAUAAGUGUUUACUAGUGAAUGACUUAGGAUGUACUUCUUAUAGUACCAGGUACGAAAGUUGCUUUGUUUAACAAUGUUCCACGAAGUAGUGUUUCUUGUCCAAACUCAUCUUGCCUUUGUGUCACUGAAGAUCUACAGCUGAUGGAGCAGCAUUAUGCAACUUGUCAUCAUCACUCAUGUUCACUCUGUGGUUUAAGUUUUAUAUCUUCACGGCUUCUUUCGGUACACGAACAAAUUACACAUUGUGGAGCUUUCAAACCAAAGGUAAAUACACAGACAGUGGUUUAGCCAUUGGAUUUCAGCUGGACUGUUUUCUUGCCGUGUGUCCUCAAAAGUUCUAUGACUCUGCCGAACUUUUCUCACAUGCUUAUAAUUGCCAUGGGCUUCUUCCUGAUUCGUCAGUGCUCAUAGGUACAAAGAUAAGUGUCGAAAAUCGCGAUUCUAAUAAAAUUGUAAGAACAUUUUAUAUAAUCCUUGUAUUAAGUACGUUUAAUGGCUUUUCUCUUAUUAACAGUUUUUCAAUCAAUCGGUUUUUUCGUUUUGUAAAAAUAAACUAGAAAUUAAUUAGCUACGUAAACAAAACAGGUGUUGCUUUGUCAAGCGUAGGAUUUUCCCCAUUAGUCAAAGGCUCACUUGCUGGUCCAUUUUGAGAAGACAUGUCGUAUUAGUACGUAAUAAGUAAACUUAGUAAAGUCUCUCCGCAGUUUUCGAAUUUCUAAGUGGGAAUUCGAUUAACCAAACGGCUUACUUUUAGGACGUUUGGAUUCCUAGUGUCUCUAUUAAUAAGAAAACAUUUGUAAGAGUUCUUUGUAUGAUAAUCAUCAGUAUGUAGAAAAAAAGCGAUUAAAGAAAUGUAAUCGAAGCAUAAACAACCUUCGGACAAACUAAUCGCCGGAAAAAUUUUGUAUUUCUCAACUAACCAAACCAGUGCUUCCUCAGUAAUAAGGACGUAGUGUAAUAUCUACAAUGUAUUUCCUAGUUCCAUAAGAGCCAUAUAGGGUUUUGAGCUCUUUCGUGUGUUGUGUGAAUGCUACUGUUUGCUAAACUAUUUGUGAAUGUUGUCCGCACUCAGUAUUCCUUAGUUGUGUGAGUGCUACAGAGAGUUUUGAACGAUUUCGCAGGUUGUGUUCCAACGACCUGAUAAUCGUCCAUACAAAUGCGACUGUUGUGUUGUGUGAAUGCUACUGUUUGCUAAACUAUUUGUGAAUGUUGUCCGCACUCAGUAUUCCUUAGUUGUGUGAGUGCUACAGAGAGUUUUGAACGAUUUCGCAGAUUGUGUUCCAACGACCUGAUAAUCGUCCAUACAAAUGCGACUGUUGUGUUGUGUGAAUGCUACUGUUUGCUAAACUAUUUGUGAAUGUUGUCCGCACUCAGUAUUCCUUAGUUGUGUGAGUGCUACAGAGAGUUUUGAACGAUUUCGCAGAUUGUGUUCCAACGACCUGAUAAUCGUACACACAGUUGUAGAUUUAUUGUUUUGUUUGUUUACUCUUUUAUUAACUCAUUCAUUGUGAAUAGUGAGUCGAUUUGCAAUUAAACGUGAUUUUUUUGUAAAAUUUAAUUUUUACUUGGCCCUUAUAGUUUAAUUUUCUCUCAAGUUUUGCAUUCACUUCUGUUUCUAGAUGUCCGAUUUGAAUGUCCAUCGUUGGAAUGAAUCCGUUGAUGGCCAACUCACUCUGGAAAAUAUGCUAAAAAAAACUCAAAUCAGAGGGUUGCAGUUGCAUAAAGUACAAGUUCACUCCUGGGACCAAUUUUCCGGAACAUACGCACGACGAAGAUAAACUGGACUGUAUUGUCAGCGGUCAGCUUUCAUUCAGUAUGUAUGGAAAGGAAAUUAUAUUAGGUCCUGGUGAUCGUCUAGAAGUUCCUCGCAAUAUACCACAUUCUGCUCGUGUUGUAGGCAAAGAUCCACUCGUAUUUGUGGAUGCUACACGAAGACCAUGAAACUUUUAAAACCUUUUUUUAUGCUCAUUUAAUCUUAUGGUUGUUUUUAUGUCGCUUGAAGCAUGAGUGCUGUCAAUAUAAUGAUCAAAAUUAUUG